Molecule: messenger RNA, 1911 nt
Organism: Olea europaea var. sylvestris
Lineage: Eukaryota; Viridiplantae; Streptophyta; Magnoliopsida; Lamiales; Oleaceae
Product: ACT domain-containing protein ACR8-like
Exons: 7
Coding region: 194-1516 (440 amino acids)
Source: RefSeq, a predicted model, not a curated record
AUUUGUUUUCACUGAAAGUUUUAGAUAGAAAAAAUUUAAACAGUACAAAUUCUAGAGAGAGAGAGAGAGAGAGAGAGAGAGAUUGAAGAGGAUAAGGGUACAAAUUAAUUCAGAGAUAUUUUAUUAGAAGUUCUGAGAAGUGAAAUUUUCGAUUUCGUUUGUGAUUUUAAGAGAGGAAGAAGGAAUAAGAAGUAUGGAGUGGACAUAUGUAGAUGAAUAUGAGAAGCUUCUCUUUAGAAUGUCUAGCCCAAGGGUCAUGAUCGACAAUGCCAGUUGUGCAGACGCCACAAUAGUCAUGAUUGAUAGUGCUAGAAAACAUGGAAUUCUUCUUGAAGCUGUUCAAGUUCUUACUGAUUUGAACCUGUCAAUUAAGAAAGCUUACAUUUCUUCUGAUGGUCGGUGGUUCAUGGACGUUUUUCAUGUGACUGAUUUGGAUGGAAACAAAUUAACAGAUGAAAGUGUCCUCAAUUACAUCAAACAGUCCCUUGGGACAAUUCAUUAUGGGAGAUCGAAAAGCUUUGAGGGCCUUACAGCAUUAGAGUUGACGGGUACAGAUCGAGUUGGCCUUCUGUCCGAGGUUUUUGCAGUGCUGUUAAAUUUACAGUGCAAUGUUGUCGAAGCUAACAUGUGGACACACAAUGGUCGAAUAGCAUCCUUAAUUUAUGUUAACGACAACGAUUCUGGAUCCCCGAUUGAGGAUUCACAAAAGAUUGAUAGAAUCGAGGCCAUGUUAAGGAAUGUUCUCAAGGGCGACAAUGAUAUCCGUAGUGCCAAAACAUCAGUUUCCUUGGCUGUCACACAUACAGAAAGGAGGCUGCAUCAGAUGAUGUUUGCUGAUCGCGAUUACGAGAGGAAGCCGCGUAUCAAAACUUGUGAUGAGUCCCUGGUCGUGGCAGUACAGAAUUGUUUGGAAAAGGGUUAUUCUGUUGUAAAUAUUCAGUGUAAGGACCGGACGAAGCUUCUGUUUGAUGUCGUUUGCACAUUGACAGACAUGCAGUAUGUUGUUUUCCAUGCUACAAUUAACACGGCUGGAGACAGAGCCUCCCUGGAAUUUUUCAUUAGACACUUGGAUGGAACCCCGAUUAGUUCGGAAGCUGAAAAGCAACGUGUGAUCCUAUGCUUACAAGCUGCAAUCGAAAGGAGGUCAUCACAGGGUGUAAGGCUUGAACUAAGUACUGAUGAUAGAUUGGGGCUAUUGGCUGAUGUGACACGAACCUUCCGCGAAAACGGCCUAAAUGUGACGAGGGCCGAGAUAUCGACAGCAAUGGAUCGGGCACUAAACGUGUUUUACGUCACGGAUGCACUUGGGAAUCAAGUUGAUUCAAAGAUCAUCGAAUCUGUUCGACAAAAGAUUGGAUUUAGUAAAUUGACAGUGAAGGAAUUACCCUUGAUCUAUCAUCAAAAGGCAGAACGGGAUGAGGCCCCGAUGGGAGCCGGUGGGGCCAUGUUGUUAUCACUCGGAAGCCUUGUGAGAAGGAAUCUAUACAAUUUGGGAUUGAUCAAAUCUUAUUCUUGAUUGAUCAAAAAGGCAUAUUCUUUGCUUCACACAGGUUUCAUGAGCUGGGCAUUUGUACAUAGGAAAAGGUGUUUAAGACGGGGAUUUGGUAUGGUAGUUGUUAUAGUUGAUGUUUGGUUGGUCCAGUAGGUAGACACGUACACAUAGAAGGUGGAUGAUAUGGGGCCCACCUCCCCACCAGUUUUCUUUGGGAAAAUUGUUUGUUUAGAAGAAAAAAUUUGAAUUUUCAAGAUGGAAAAUGGAAGAGAGAAGAAGUGUUUGGUGGGUGGGUUUUAGUUAUAUUUUUCUGCUUCCGUAGUAGUAAUAGGAAAAUAUUGGUUUCACACAGCAUAUAUAUAAUGUACAUGAUUAUUAUUUUUGUAAAAAGUAAAAUAUUAGUUAGUUCUGACGUUUAA